Messenger RNA from Pochonia chlamydosporia 170, 1827 nucleotides. Its product is annotated as tetracycline efflux protein. The transcript has 4 exons. NCBI's taxonomy places the organism in Eukaryota, Fungi, Ascomycota, Sordariomycetes, Hypocreales, Clavicipitaceae. The record is from RefSeq and is a predicted model, not a curated record. Gene Ontology annotation, molecular function: basic amino acid transmembrane transporter activity. Gene Ontology annotation, cellular component: fungal-type vacuole membrane. Bases 1 to 1827 code for a protein of 608 amino acids. Gene Ontology annotation, biological process: transmembrane transport; basic amino acid transport.
AUGGCAACAUACAUUUACAAAAACUACAUUCGCCCAUCAAGGAAUGCGCCGCCAGAGCCGCCACCUUCAAAGUCAUGCCGACACCGUAGCGAACCUGACGCUUCACCGUGCCCGGAUUGCAAGGCAGAAAAGAGUAGGGCCACGAAAUACAGGUGGAAGAUUAUCUUGGGCUUGAUAUCCCCAUAUGCCCUUCAGGCACUCGACGCAACAAUUAUCGCCAGCGCCUUGCCUUGGAUUGCAAGCGACUUUAAUCAGCUCUCCCAGCAAAAUUGGAUAGUCUCGGCCUUUACCCUAUCCUCAGCAGCGUUCAUUCCCUGCUGGGCACAAUUAGCAGACGUGUUUGGGCGAUACGUCUCCCUCACAGCCGCAGUUUUGAUUAUGAUGAUUGGCAGCGCCUUGUGUACAGCAGCUCCCACAAAUGCCUUUCCCCUGCUGCUUCUCGGCCGCGGGUUUCAGGGCGUGGCGGCAUCGGGACUCAACGUCGUCGUUCGAACCAUCCUGGCCGAUCGGGUAACAUUGAAAGAAAACGCCAAGAACUGGGCCAUCUUCGCCAUUGUCGGCGGAGUUUCCUACGGUGUCGGCCCAGUGAUUGGUGGUUAUCUAUCUGGAGCUAAUUGGCGAUGGUGUUUUGGAAUUAAUCUGCCUGUAGGAGCGGUGGCGCUCAUCGCAAUCGUUUUUGUCCUCCGCAAGGAACUUCUGGGACCCCAGCCUAUCCCAGAACUGGACGAGACGGUCGAAACUGGCCGGAGGUCCAGAUUUGCGGCUCGCCUCAAGACCAUCGACGUUGGAGGUCAAAUUCUCUUUGUGCUCGGGUUCGGCCUGAUUGUCUUGGCUCUGACGUGGGGUGGCGUGACGUAUGCCUGGAACUCGGUGCCAGUUCUCGUGUCCCUUAUCGUCGGUGUCCUAUUAUCCGUCGCGUUCUUCAUUUGGGAGAGAAUGUUGUCACCAGGGAGGAUCCUGUCUGCCAAGCUAGUCAACCAGAGACCCAUGAUUCCCUGGGCCAUGUUGACGAACCGUGAUGUUGGCCUCAUCUUUUAUACUGAAAUUGCUACCGGCAUGGCCCUGUACUCGGUUUUGUUCUUUUGUAACAUUUACUUCAUUGCGGUAAAGGGUUAUCCCCCGGACAAAGCCGGAUUACAGCUGUUGUACUUUGUUCCCGGAAUGGGAGUCGGCGUCUAUCUCUGCGCCUUUGUUUGUAACCAGUGGCCCAGAAUGACGUUCCCGCCUCUCUUCUUCGGAACGCUCAUCGAAGCUGUCGGAGUUGGCAUGCUGGCCUGGGCCUUAUACAACGAACACCUGCCAACUAUUUUCGGAAUGAUGGCACUGACUGGGGUCGGCAUUGGCUUGCGAUUUAUGGUUGCCCCCCUGCAUGGAAUCGGCAUCUUCAAGAAUCAUCGUGCUGCGCUGAUUGGAUUGAUGGCUAUUGCCACCCCAUUCGGAGGCACUAUUGGCCUAACCGUAAUGUCGACCGUCUUUAACAACUCCUCGGGCCUUGAUUAUAAGCACAGCGACUUUUCCAAGAUUCAAGAACUUGGCGGUUCUGCGCUGGAGAAGGCAAUUCGUGACGCGAAAAUGGGGGUUGUUUGGGCGUAUGUUGCCAUUCUUCCCUUCAUCCUUGCGUCCUUCAUCUGUUGCUUCUUCCUCGGGAAUGUAAAGUUGGGCAACCGGUCUGCCGUUGAUGACGAAGACGCCAAUACAAACAUUGUCUUUACAGAACCCUAUCUCUGGAGCCUGAUCCGAGGGAGGACCGCGUUGCUUGAAGAAGCAGCGAUUCGGCUAGAGAGCUCGCACAGUAAAGAUGGUCCAAGAAGGCUCGAAGCGGUGUAA